This is a messenger RNA of Filobasidium floriforme, 1744 nucleotides long. RefSeq lists its product as uncharacterized. The transcript is spliced from 3 exons. NCBI's taxonomy places the organism in Eukaryota, Fungi, Basidiomycota, Tremellomycetes, Filobasidiales, Filobasidiaceae. The record is from RefSeq and is a predicted model, not a curated record. Bases 356 to 1510 code for a protein of 384 amino acids.
CUGCAAUCUUUCAACACACCUUCGACACUCGACCCCCGGACCAUAUCGACGACAUCUCAUUCUCUUCUUUACAUCUCAUCGGAAUCUCUGUAGCUCUAUCAGGCUUCAGCAAGCAACAAACAACAGUCCUUUCUCGAAACCACCCUCCUUUUUUGAUCUGCGCUCUCCAGUUUCACAGCAAGGAGAUUCGAUUCCUUCACCGACACUACCCGAUACACCUUUGAUCAUAGACCGCGUCAUCAGAGCUCAACACAACAACAAAUCGCACCCAUCGAACUAGUCUUCCCGAUAUCGCCUUUCACAUCUAAACGACCUCGUCAACCCACUACAUAAUCAAAGGAAUACAGAAACAAGGAUGAAGUUUGGACAGACCAUCUCUCUGAGCGUCGUCGGCCUCUUGGCCGGUGGUUCGCAGGCUUACGCCCAGGCCUCGGACUCCUCCGCUUCGGCUUCGGCUUCCGUCACCUCGUCCGCUGCCGGUGCUGCCAGCACUGCCACGUCGGCCAUGAUCCCCGCUGGACUCAGCGCUGGAUGCUCGAAAUACCUCGACAGUCUCGACAAGCACGCCGGGUUCAAGCAAUGUGUCGAGCCCCUGUACAACAUUACCAGCAACUUCAACCCCUUGACCGGACUCAGCCUCGAGAAUGUCACCACCUCGACCGUCACUUCCACCUUGACCCAGCUUUGUGCUUCGUCCACCAAGUGCGACGACAGCCAGUUGAGGAGCUACCUCGGUCAAUUCUACUCGGCUUGUUCCGUCGAGUUGACCUCGACCGAAGCUGCCUACUCGGAGAGGAUCAGGGAAAUGUACGACUAUCUGUACAUUGUCAACCCCUUCCGUGCCGCCGUCUGCACCAAGGACAGUACUAGCCAGAAGUACUGUGUCCUGGAGAUCGCUUCCCAGGCCGCUGCUGCUUCCGCUGCACCCAACGAGGCCGAGAACUCCACCUCGGUCGCGAACAGCACCACCAACGCUGUCAAGCUCAAUUCGUUCGCCGCUACCGGUGCCGACCUGUUCGCCCCCGUCCUCGAGGCCGCUCAGAACUUGGUCAUUUACAACCCCAUCUCGGACCUCACCCGACGAAUGUUCCCCCAGCUCUCCGCCCGAGCUCCCGGUGAUGCCCAGACCUCGUACAUGACCCCCAACGCGACCACCUACAGGUCCACCUCGCUUCCUUAUCUCUUCCUCCAGGCCGACAUGUCCUCCAAGCUCCUCUGCUCGACUUGCACCAAGUCGAUCAUGGCCGCCUACAUCUCGUGGGAAUCCCAGGUCCCCUACGCGCUCGGUCUCGGUUCAUCCCCCAUCUUGGGAGGACAACAGGACCUCUGGAGCGGGAUCGGACAGACCUGUGGAGUCAACUUUACCGACUCCAUCUCGGCCCAGGCUGGGGUGAGCAACACGACCGGAGCGACCGUCAUGGGCGCCGCGAACAAGGUCGUCGUCGGACAGGGUCUCGUCUCGGGUGCCGUUUUGGCCGUCGUCGGAACCAUCGUCGCUAGCAUGCUCUAAAGCGUUUGCAAUGAAGAGCGAGGGGAGUUGGAAAGCGGGAAGCGGGUCCGAACCGGUCGCCGACAUUAUUAUAGCUAUUAUCAAACACCUAGCGUGUUCUUCUUCUCGUUUUGCAAAGUCUCGGUCGAGCACCCACCACUGCUGUUUUAAAUUUUGUCUUUCCGAUUGAUAUUUUGUUUCCUGUUUCAUCUGCUACGCUGUGUCUAUAUCCACCGAUCUAUCAUAUUCGAGCGA